This is a messenger RNA of Oryzias latipes (Japanese medaka), 2429 nucleotides long. It is a transcript of the gene baiap2l2b, whose product is annotated as BAR/IMD domain containing adaptor protein 2 like 2b. Gene Ontology annotation, cellular component: cytosol; nucleoplasm. Lineage: Eukaryota; Metazoa; Chordata; Actinopteri; Beloniformes; Adrianichthyidae. Gene Ontology annotation, biological process: actin filament bundle assembly; plasma membrane organization; actin crosslink formation. Gene Ontology annotation, molecular function: protein binding. The record is from RefSeq and is a predicted model, not a curated record.
UGGAGUGAAUCUGAACGUCACAGAUGCUUUGAAAGCUGCUCGUGCACCUUUUUUUUUUCUUUCUAGGUCUCCGUUCAAUAAUUAACGUUGUCGUUUCGGUGCCACCUAUUCCCUUUUCUUUACUCUGCACAUGCUUGCGGGUUCUUUCCAUGAAAACACCGGGACAAGGGGGUGAAGCAGUCAGCAAAUCAGACAGGUCUUCUCACUUUUUGGACCAGCAGCAGAAAGAGAGGCUCUGAGCUGCAAAGGCUUUGGAGACGUUUUUCAACUUUGAAUGGGAGGACAUAUUUUAUGACUUUCUGGAUUGUUUUUAUUCAUAUUGUUUCAUCGUCAAACUAAUCACUAUGUCAGGAAUCACCAGUGACCAGCUGCACAAAUCAACGUUGAAUGUUUACUCAAAUCUCAUGGAGCACUUCAACCCAGGUCUCGAGAAACUUGUUGCUCUUGGAAACAGCUAUGUUCGAGCUUUUCAAGCCUUAGCUGUGUGCAGUGAGGCCUACUUCAGUGCUGUGGCAAAGAUGGGUGACCAGGCGCUCCACACACUGUCAUCACGCUCGCUCGGAGACGUCCUGAUCCAGAUCUCGGAAACACAGAGACGACUCACUGCAGAAAUGGAGGGAGUGUUCCAGUGGUUUCAGGUUGAGGUGUUGCAAGCAAUGGAGAAGAAUGUCAAGCUGGAUGAAGAAUACAUUGAUGGAAGUCGCAAAGUGUAUGAGAUGGAGGUGAGGAACCAGGCCGAGACUUUGGAGAAACAACUCAGACGUGGAACGUUCAGGGAUUCUUUGGAGAACAGUGAAUACAUGUUGUACCUACGGCAAAGCCAGCAGGAGAUCCUGAAGGAGGAGCAGAGGAGGUAUCGCUUCUUGGCAGAGAAGCACUGUGGACUCACUCAGUCACUUCUGUUCCUCAUUAAUAAGACUGGUGUGUCCCUCCAGCAAAAAGCUGAUGGAUGGAAGGAGAAAGUAAAUGAGAGCAAGGACACUACCUCUCAGACAUCCACCCAUUUGGAUCAAGAAGCCCAGCUCAGAGGUUCAGUGACAUCUCUGCUCCAGACAGUUGCCAGAGAGGAGGACAUGUCCUGGGCUAGGAGGGAGCAGCAGGCGCUGGGAAGAGUGCCAUCUAGAGCACCAUCUCCUCUCCCCAGCCGCUCUCGGUCCAGCUCGGUUGGAGAAUCUCUGGGCCUUUCAGCGGGUAGAACCAUGAGGGCUGUGGUGUCUCACCCAUCCUCUUCCAAUCCAAAGCUCUUACCUUUCAACAGGGGAGAAAGCAUCAUUGUGUUGGUACAGGAGCCACGUAACGGCUGGCUGUACGGGCGCACUGAAAGUACCCUGCGGCAGGGUUGGUUCCCUGCUGCAUAUGUGGCUCCAAUUGAGGAUUUCACCAACAGUCUAGUUACCAGCGGUUCUGUCAGGAGCUACAGCAUGAACAGUCUGCUGGACUCUGAGCACUCAGAGGCCAAGAGUUAUGGAGAUGUCCCAGUCCCGGCACCAGCCAGCCGCAGAGCCUCUGUGGACGUCCGAACCAUCUCUCCCCUUCCUGACAAGAAGCUGGAAGCGCAGAUGGAGACCAAGCCUCCACCUCCACCCCCUCCUCCACCCCCUCCAUUUAGUCAGAACCUCCGAAGGGGCUCAGCAGAUUUCCGAUCAGUCUCUCCUCUGCCUGAUAGGAGGAGCGACGCUACAUUGGAUGCUCAGAAAUUGUCACCUAUGGGAGCAGCUGAAAACCCUCUUUUUCCAAGGGGCACCAACCCGUUUGCCACAGUAAAGCUUCGUCCCACAUCAACCAAUGACAGAUCUGCUCCUCAUAUUCACUGAUCCAUCAGUGCUGGGGGGGAUCAGGAUGUGGAGACGAGAUAUGCUUUUUUGUAGACCUCUCUGACGUAAACAAAGACACAUUUUUGGAUUUGUCCACAGGAAUUUUAAAGAAGUUUUGUACAGUGUGAUGUUUAACACCAAACACAAAAAAUAAGUGAUAUUUUCUUUCUUCUAAAUACUACAAAACAAAUUUUAGCUGUUUUAGCUCUUCUUUUUACAGGUAUAAAGUUGUGUUGUGUUUGUGGUAAAAAUAUAAAGUACCGUAGAUGGUUGCUUUGGUAACACUGGAAAACAGGAGUCAUGAGUGUCUAUUUUGUUGUUUUUUUGGCUCACUGUUCCGUUGUUUGUAUUGUUCUCAUGGUGUUCUAUAUGAGAUUUGUAUUGAAACCGUUGACUGUAUAUGAGAACUGGACUGAGUGAGUGUUACGUCCAUACAAAAUACUUUACACCUCCUUUACUUUGCACCUACUGCAUGAAUUUAAAAAAUUAUGAGCGAGCAGGGCCUUAAUAAUAAUCAUAACAGUAAUAAAAGCACAUUUAGAAGAUGCGUGUUGGUCUAAACGGCAAACGUUUAGCAUGGCGAAAUCUGCUGUAGCUGCUUGUUAGCAGCUUAGC